Messenger RNA from Calliphora vicina (urban bluebottle blowfly), 2651 nucleotides. It is a transcript of the gene gbb, whose product is annotated as glass bottom boat. Gene Ontology annotation, cellular component: extracellular region. Gene Ontology annotation, molecular function: cytokine activity; growth factor activity. The coding region runs from base 1241 to 2587 and encodes 448 amino acids. Lineage: Eukaryota; Metazoa; Arthropoda; Insecta; Diptera; Calliphoridae. The record is from RefSeq and is a predicted model, not a curated record. The transcript has 5 exons.
UUGUCAAAAUUUGAUUUUUGCAGGCCUGGUUUAAAAAGUAUUAAAAACAACUGAACUGAAAGAUUUGAUGUGAAAUGAGUGAAUAAAAUUAACGACUGAAAAUAAUAUUUUUCAAGAGUAGCAAAUAUUUAAAACAAUUAAAAGCAAUUAACACACAUAUUCGCACGUUUCAUUUUCAUUUAGAUUGGACAGAUUUAAAUACUACAGGAAUUUGUUUAUAAAAAAAACUUUAUUGUUUUUUAUCAUAUUGUAUUGUACUUGCUUACUUACUUAACCCCGGAAUACACCCGCCACAUACCAGCACACCAGAUCCAUCAGAUCAACAACAGCGACAGCAACAACAAAUAAACAAAAUUGUGUGGAAUAUAUACACAAUAAAAAUAUAAAGAAUAUAAAUAAUUUCUAGUUAAUUGCACAUUAAUAACGCGCACACACUUGAUAUCAAGUGGUAUUAUUACGACGAUCUACUAAGAUCUCACCAGAGAGGGAGUGAGUGAGUUCAUCUGGUUAAGUACUAGUAGUGACCGGUGUAAGGUUUACGGCUAUAGGAGAGAGAUAGAGUGAGAGCAUUUCAAGAGAAAACCACUCAUUGUAGUAAGUGUGGCAAGUUGCUACCUACCACUACUUAGCAGCCGGCCUGGCCUGUAUAUUUGAUUUUAAUCGGCGCAUUCGAUAUGUAUUUUAUGUGAUUAGGAGCAUCUUUCAUCAGUACAACGUGAGCAGAAUUUAUUGAAAACAAUAAAUAAUGAUCAGUUUUCUUUGCUACUUGAGUUCUAAACAAUUCACCUCCCAGCAGUAAAUAGUUGAAAUUAUUUAAAUGUAAACAAUCAUCAAUCGUCAAACUCAUCAACAACAUCUAUAACAAAAUAAUCACACAAAAAAGAGCGAUCAGCGGCGCUUAAUUUUUCCUCGAACCACAAAAAAAAAACACUGCAAAAAAUCUCUCUUGAUCGUUAUAAAUAUCAAAGUGGCAACAAUCUUUACUACAAAUUUUUAUAUUGAUACUCAAACGCUGCACAAGUGAUAAAAUCCUAUAAACUAUUACAACAAUAAAAUACAAAAAAAAAACAAACAAACCAAAAUCCAGUAAAUACUCUACUCAUUUACAUUGCUAUUCCACAUGUUUAUUUUAUUUGUAAUUCAUGUAAUUAAAAAUUAAACAACCUUAAACAACACUUCCCCAUAACACAAAACAGUGCCCUAUAAAAGUAAUAUUCAGCUCACCCACCAACCAGCCAUCAUGUCUUUCAAUUGCAUUUGGAAUAUGUCUACACAAUUGUGUGUUUCUCUAACAAAAAGUUGCCAUUUGUUAUUGCUAAUCGUUUUAACAGUUUUAAUGGGCUGUUUGACCCCUUAUAAUCCGUCCAGUAUUAUGGUCAACGCCAGUCAAUCGGGUAUUUAUGUGGAUAAUGGCCACGAUCAAACUAUAAUGCAUCGUGCCUUGGAUGAGGAGGAAAAAUGGGCGGCUUCGUAUGAAAUACUGGAGUUUUUGGGUUUACCCGAACGUCCGAGAAGGAAACAUAGUCAUUUGUCGUUGAGAAAAUCAGCACCACAAUUUCUUUUAGACGUUUACCACCGUCUCAAAGAAGAGGAAAACAAUGAUGAACCAGCGCCAUUAGUGCGUUCAAAACGUGAUCUACAGGAACAGGAAAACUUUAUAACCGAUCUCGAUAAGAAAGCCAUCGAUCAGAGUGAUAUUAUAAUGACAUUUUUAAAUAAAAACCACCAUGUUGAUGAGGUACGACAUGAACAUGGACGCCGUUUGUGGUUUGAUGUUAGCGAUGUGCCCGACGAUAAUUACCUUAUGAUGGCCGAAUUGCGCAUAUAUCAGAAUCCCUCACAGGGCAAAUGGGCCACAAGUGGCAAGGAAUUCACCAUUACUGUUUAUUCCAUUGCUAAAACCAGUGGUCAUGAACGUGAACUGGAAGUUUUAUCAACGAUGAAUACCACCGCCGACUAUCAGGGCUGGCUGGAAAUGAAUGUGACAGAAGGCUUAAGUGCCUGGCUAUUGGAUCCUAAAGAUAAUAGAGGCAUCUAUAUAGGAGCUCAUGCUGUUACAAAACCCGAUAGAGAAGUAAAACUGGAUGAUAUUGGUCUGGUACAUCCUAAGGGAGAUGAUGAAUAUCAACCAUUUAUGAUUGGCUUUUUCCGGGGACCAGAGCUUAUUAAAACUGUUAAACGUCAUAGCCGUCAAAAGCGUAAUACACAUCCUAGACGCCGCAAGAAGACCGAUAUUGUCAAUCCCUUAAUCGAUGGUCCCAGUGAGAGUGUGCGCAGCUGUCAAAUGCAAACUUUGUAUAUUGAUUUUAAGGAUUUGGGUUGGCGUGACUGGAUUAUCGCCCCUGAAGGUUAUGGUGCUUACUACUGCAGCGGUGAAUGUAAUUUCCCCCUCAACGCCCACAUGAAUGCUACCAAUCAUGCUAUAGUCCAGACACUGGUGCAUCUUUUGGAGCCGAAAAAAGUACCCAAACCAUGUUGUGCACCAACACGUUUGGGUGCGUUACCCGUACUCUAUCAUCUAAACGAAGAGAAUGUUAAUUUAAAGAAAUAUAAGAAUAUGAUUGUUAAAAGUUGUGGUUGCCAUUGAAAUGAGAUCGAAUGAAUGAAAUUAAGAAAUCUGAGAUUAAAUAAAUUUAAAAUUUUAUACAAUA